Bacidia gigantensis is the source of this 831-nucleotide messenger RNA. RefSeq lists its product as uncharacterized. The coding region runs from base 1 to 831 and encodes 276 amino acids. Lineage: Eukaryota; Fungi; Ascomycota; Lecanoromycetes; Lecanorales; Ramalinaceae. The record is from RefSeq and is a predicted model, not a curated record. The transcript has a single exon.
AUGGAUUUGUUCGGUCUUGAUGUGUCUCAGCGCAUACUGAUCAUGCUUUAUGCAGUGAAUUUCUGUUUCUUGCGAAUAGGCGACCUUGAAACAGUCGAAAGGUUCCACGCAAUUUUGUCCACCGUCCAAUUUGUGGUCUCGUUAAAGCAUCUGAAGAUGAUUCAGUUUGUGUUGUGCACGCUAAUUCUGUUGAUGCUGAUAAUCAGAAGGGACUCUGCUGCUCCAGUGGAUACUCCGACUCCGGCCAGUGGCCCGUUAGUCCUGGAUGGAGCGAAUGAAUUUGGCUUUUCAAACGAUUCAAUUGUACCAGGGCAGACCAAGUGCUACUCACCCGACGACACAAUAUUUACCAAGCCUCAGACAGCAGGCAACUUCAAUUAUGACAGCUGUUUCACCCAGAUAGAGGAAGUCACGGGGUAUUUCAGAAGGGUUAGCGACGAGCCCAUUAGUUUUUGGUACACAGGCGGUGCAACCAAGCCAAAUGAAGCUGUUGAGCCAGCCGUUAAGCUUCCAGCCAUAAGAUCAUCCGGUUGUUCGAUCGUUGUCGCCUCCACAAAGCUCUUGAGCGACGUAUCAACUGCGGGAAGGCCUGGUCAAGGAUCGAUUGGCUGGCGGCCUGAAUGGGGUAAUCGAGAUCGUCGAAGUCCAGAGGGAGCGAACAAGGUCAACAGACUCAAGAGGGCAGACAUAAUAAAUGGUCUUGACUGGCUAUUAAUCGAAUGCGUUGCAGCGACUGGUGGAGCAGGCCAUAUGAAAUUCGGUACGUCACCCUGUUUUCCUCCUCUCACUUCUGGAACAGAGGGGCUGACAAUCCAUGUCAAACGUAGAUGA